Messenger RNA from Saccostrea echinata, 3207 nucleotides. RefSeq names its product thrombospondin type-1 domain-containing protein 4-like. The transcript is spliced from 16 exons. NCBI's taxonomy places the organism in Eukaryota, Metazoa, Mollusca, Bivalvia, Ostreida, Ostreidae. The record is from RefSeq and is a predicted model, not a curated record. Bases 16 to 2580 code for a protein of 854 amino acids. Gene Ontology annotation, cellular component: extracellular matrix. Gene Ontology annotation, biological process: extracellular matrix organization. Gene Ontology annotation, molecular function: metalloendopeptidase activity.
GACGUCGUGGAUAUUAUGAGAGUCCAUUGGAAGCUGCUAUUCUCUCUAACGGUCCUGCUGAAGUUGUCGUUUGCACAGCGCUCUUGGACCGAUUGGUCAUCGUGCACUGCGUCUUGUGGACCUGGGGUUCAGCAUCGAUAUCUACAGUGCUUACCCAAUGCCUUCAAUUGUUAUGGAAAUCAAAAGCAGUAUAAAGCUUGUAAUGUAAAAGUGUGUGAAGGGAAGGGACACGAUUAUAGACAAACUGAAUGCAGAAAGCACAACUCCAGAAAAUACAGAGGCAGAUUCUUCCAGUGGGAAAAACAUAUAGAUCCCUCUCGUCAGUGCUCAUUGACAUGCAGAGCUGUGUACUAUGGGUUUUACGCUACGUUUAGUGGACAAGUCAGGGACGGGGUACCUUGUGAUGAUAAGUCAACAGAAAGAGUGUGCAUACAAGGAAGAUGCAUUAAAGUUGGUUGUGAUGGGAUUGUGGGAUCCGGUGCGGUGGUGGACCGGUGUGGUGUCUGUAAUGGGAACAACCAGGAUUGUCAGACAAUCUCUGGGAUCUACACGAGGGCCUCACUACCUUAUGGUUACAACCUCAUCACCCGAAUCCCAGAGGGAGCUUGUAAUAUCAACAUCACAGAGCUUGGAACCAGCAGGAACUACUUAGCAUUGAGACUGCAGAAUGGCAGUUACAUUACGAAUGGUCGUCGGCGCCUGAGUAGAGUCGGGGAAUAUGAGGCAGCAGGAACGACCUUCAUCUAUAGGAAGAGAGAGGGGGUGGGAUGUCCGGGGGAGUGUGUUAGAGCCAAGGGACCUGUAAAUCAGACUGUUGAUGUACAGCUGUUGUACUACAGAAAUAGUCCCGGUAUCUUGUACCAGUUUACAAUUCCUAAACACAUGACAAAGGCAGCCAUGGAGGCCAUCAUUCCAAGACUGAAGGCAGGGCACCAGUUUAACCAGGCUGUAGAUCAACCUGUGGCAGAUAGCAGUGGGAAACCAGUUUAUCAGACAGGGUAUGAAAAUAUCCCCACAGGAAGUGGUGGUUAUCCUCUGCCCAAAAGUUACAGACCCAGGAUCAUUCCAAAAAUGAGGACCUCCGUGCAGUCCCCUCCCAGAUACAUUCCAUAUGAAGAUGUAAAACCUGAGCUUCAGAGUUUGACCUUAGGCAGAAGCAGAAAUCUGAGUGAUUCCCAGUACCGGCUUUACUCCUCAUAUUAUGGACCAUACCGUUCAAAUCAAGCCGUGUCUGGAGAUUAUGGCAGACGAUAUGCCACCAGUCCAAUAGGAGAAGUUCAGGAGAAUGCAAUCAGUCUGGGGAAUUCUAUACAGUACAACAAUGUGUUGGACAAUAAACCUCGUCUCUCGGCCCAAAAUAUCCCUGAUCCUACCCUUUAUGAAUGGAGGAUUGUGGGAUUCACUGAAUGUUCCCUAACCUGUGGAAGAGGGGUACAGCAAACUAAGGUGGUGUGUGUGAAGAAGGACAGAAACCUGAUUGUUACUCAUGACAACUGUGUUCCGACCGCUCGCCCCGCCAUACAAACCAUUGAAUGUAACACCAGAAUCUGUCCGCCUGGAUGGGACAUUGGUAAUUGGUCAGACUGCAGUGUUUCCUGUGGGAGGGGCAUGCAGACACGUCCUGUAGUCUGUGCCCAGAGGAUUUCCUCCUCCUCCAGAAUAGAUAUACAGUCCAGCAAAUGCCCGUCCCCUCGACCUGAAUCCUCACGAUCCUGUAUGAAUAAACCAUGUGCUGAGUGGAAAAUUGGGGAGUGGCAAAAGUGUUCCAGUGUGUGUGGUAAAGGGGAGAGAAGACGUAUGGUGGUCUGUCAGAGUGUGGAGGGGCAGAAUGUCACAGAUGACCGGUGCGAGAUCAUCAAACCACCCGACACCCAGACCUGUGAUAUGGGGUCUUGUGCCCAGGGUUGGUUCCAUAGCCAGUGGUCAAGAAAGUGCUAUCCAUCCUGUGGGAGAGGACAUCGUAGUAGGACGGUUUACUGUUCAGCUCCGGAUGGGGCCCAGAUGUCCGAGGCCAAAUGUCAGACGAGGAAACCCAAACAGAAAAGACCCUGUCGCAACAAGAGACCUUGUGGAGGAUACUGGUUCGCAGGGCCAUGGUCAGAGUGUUCAUCAACAUGUGGAUCUGGUGUGAAGGAGAGAAGUGUUAUCUGUGUGAAGAAGCUGGACAAAAAGUUAUUUACCAUCGUGGGUAAAGAAAAUUGUCGAGGGAGGGACAAACCAGAAACAGAAGCUGCUUGUGAGCAGUUGCCUCCAUGUCAACCAUCUUGGUUCAUGACCCCCUGGUCACAGUGCUCUGCUAGUUGUGGGACAGGCACCAAGACCCGAGAGAUUCGCUGUAUGGACCCAGACCUAGCGCCCAGCUCUACCUGUCCCACUAACAGAAAACCUAGUCAACAAAAUAUCUGCAACACUCAACCGUGUCCAGAUGAAAGCAUUCAGCAAGAUCCCAGCUGUAAGGAUGGGUACAAAUUUUGUCGACUCGCUGGGCCAGCAAGGCUUUGUUCUUAUCCAUUUUACCAAGAAAAUUGCUGCUCCUCCUGCCAAGCAUAUCAACAUAGAAAAACGAAAGAAAAACCAUAAACUCUUCCAAAUAUUCUUAUUUUACUCCAAAUGCUUUAAAAAGUACACUAAGUAGGGUAAUAGGUCAGUGAUCUUAAAGAUCAGUCUCUUUGUUGACUGUAGAGCUGUGGUGCGACAGAGACGAGAAAGAAUGGUACAGACAAAGGGAGAGAACUGCUUAAUAUUACGAGGACUAAAAAUCUCAUGUACAAGUUUGUUUCUGAAUGACUUACGACUCUUGAAUAGUGACAGAGUAAAAAAAAAUUGUACUUUUAUGGGUACUCUAGAAAAUGGCAGAACUAGUGCUUGAUAUCUGUGACUUUUUUGUUGUUUUUGUUUUUAUAUUCUUAUGUUUAUUUGUAUGCAAGUGCAGAGCACAUGAAAAAAGUUUUUUAUCCUUUUCUGGAAUGCCAAAAACUUUUGUGUCUUUACAACCGAGUAUGAGAGAAUGUAUAAUGACAUGUGAGACUAUUUUAUGUUUUGUACAAUGUUUUUGAAGUAUUAUUGUAUACAUUUAUACUAAUUAUUGUUGCAGCAGCUUAAAUUUGUAAAUCCACAAUCAAGGAUGGAGAUUUUACAUGGUUGUAAUUCGCUAUUCACCAAGACCAAAGCAUUUUUUAUCUAUAAAUUCAAUUUAAAACUACUAAA